GGUGGAGGUGGCAGUUUGAGUAUUUUAUGGCAUUGUCUGAGAAGGCCUGACUGAGCAAGUGGUCCUGCUGAAGUGAGGUAAUGCACCAUGUGGGCACCUGAAGGGGAAACUAGGUCAGACAGAGAGAAGAGUCCAGUACAAGGCCCUGAGCCAGGAGGUCAGAGAAAUGAUGGUGAGAAGUUCGAGUGUGUCAACCCUUCAGACAGACCUGUGAGCAGAGAGAUAGCAUGACCCUACCACGACUGAAAGGGUCACUCUGCUCCCCCACCUCCACCCCCUAGACUCAGCUCUGCAGGAGCCGGAGGAAGACAGAGGAGAGAGAAAGGGCCUCUGUCUGUAGAUGAUGACAAAGGUGACAACAGAAUAGACAGAGCUGGUGGGAAGUACUGAACUCCAAGUCUCUCUUUUAUAGUGUUUGUGUGUGCUCGUGUGUGCUCUCAAGUGGAGGUCAAAGGGCAGGAACGGGAGUUGGAUCUCUCCUUCCACCCUGUGGUUUCUGUGGCCUGAACUUGGGACAUCAGGCUUGGUGGCAGGCGCCUGCAGCGGUCCCCAUAUAUAAUUUGAAGUGGGCACUGGUAUUUGCCAACAGACCGGAUACCUCUGAGGUUUAUGGUCGGAACUUGGUCAUGUUUCCUGGGACUUGUGGAAACUGCGUUUGAAGCGAGGCAUGCCUCGUGCUCUUGGAGGCCAGAAGAGGGCAUCAGAUCCUCCGGAACUGAAGUUAGAGGUGUUUAUGAGCUACCAUGUGGAUGCUGGGAACAGAACCCUGGUCCUCUGUGAGAGCAGCCAGUGCUCUUGACCCUGUUGUUUUCUGAGACAUGGGCUUGCUAUGUAGUCCUUAUGUUCCCAGGCUGGCCUUGAACUUGCGGCAAUCCUCCCGCUUUAGCCUCUCAGGCACAGGCAUUUGGAAGAUGCUCAUAGCGGCAAUGUGCUUGGCCCUUCUGGGCUGCCUACAGGCGCAGGAAUUCAAGGGACAUGUGUCCAUAGUCCUGCUGGGAGCAACUGGGGACCUAGCUAAGAAGUACCUGUGGCAGGGACUGUUUCAGCUCUACCUGGAUGAGGCUGGGAAGGGCCACAGUUUCAGCUUCCAUGGGGCUGCCCUCACGGCCCCGCAGCAAGGCCAGAAGCUCAUGGACAAAGCCUUGGAAUCCCUCUCCUGCCCCAAGGACUUGGUACCCAGCCAAUGUGAUGAACUCAAGGGCCAGUUUCUACAGCUGAGCCACUACCGCCAGCUGAAGACAGCCGAGGACUAUCAGACUCUGAACAAGGACAUCGAGACCCAGGUCCUGCAGGAUGGGCUCUGGGAGGCUGGCAGGAUCUUCUAUUUCUCCGUGCCCCCCUUCGCCUAUGCAGACAUUGCCCGCAACAUUAACAGCAGCUGCCGACCACACCCGGGUGCCUGGCUGCGGGUUGUUCUUGAAAAACCCUUUGGCCAUGACCACCUCUCAGCCCAGCAGCUGGCUUCAGAACUUGGAAGCUUUUUCCAGGAAGAAGAGAUGUACCGGGUAGACCAUUACCUGGGCAAGCAGGCCGUGGCUCAGAUCCUGCCCUUCCGAGAUCAGAACCGCAAGGCCUUGGAUGGCCUCUGGAACCGGCACCACGUGGAACGGGUGGAAAUCAUCUUGAAGGAGACCGUGGAUGCAGAAGGUCGUGCCAGUUUCUAUGAGGAGUACGGCGUCAUCCGGGACACCCUGCAGAACCACCUGACGGAGAUCCUCACGCUGGUGGCCAUGGAGCUGCCCCACAACGCCAGCAGCUCGGCCGCUGUGCUGCAGCAGAAGCUGCAGGUCUUCCGGGCUCUGCGGGGGCUGCAGAAGAGCAGCUCUGUCCUGGGCCAGUACCAGGCCUACAGCGGGCAGGUGCGCCAGGAGCUGCAGAAGCCAGACAGCUUCCAGAGCCUGACGCCGACCUUCGCAGGUGUCCUUGUCCACAUUGGCAGCCCGCGCUGGGAGGGUGUGCCAUUCAUCUUGGUGUCCGGCAAGGCCUUGGACGAGAGAGUGGGCUACGUUCGGGUCUUGUUUAAGAAUCAGGCCUACUGCACCCAGAGCGAGGGACGCUGGGUGUCUGCGCAGAGCCGGUGCCUGCCCCAGCAGAUUGUCUUCUACAUUGGACAUGGCGAGCUGGGCCACCCCGCCAUCCUGGUCAGCAGGAACCUGUUCAAGCCUUCCCUGCCCUCUCAGAGCUGGAAGGAGGUGCAGGACCAGCCCGGGCUCCGCCUCUUUGGUCGUCCUCUGUCUGAUUACUAUGCCUAUAGACCCGUGCGGGAGCAAGACGCCUACUCCACCCUCCUGUCUCACAUCUUCCACUGCCGGAAGGAGUCCUUCAUCACCACAGAGAACCUGCUGGCCUCCUGGGUCUUCUGGACCCCCCUACUGGACAGCCUGGCCCUCGAAGUUCCACGCGUCUACCCAGGCGGGGCAGAGAACGGCUGCCUGCUGGACUUCGAGUUCAGUGGUGGUCAGUUGUCCUUCUCCCAGCAGCAGCUGGAGGUGCUGAUACCGGGGCUAGCGUCAGCCCCAAAGCCCAGCGACUUCCAGGUCCUCAGGGCCCAGUACAGACAGAGCCCGCUGAUCACUGCCUGGCCGGAGGAGCUGAUCUCUCAGCUGGCCAGUGACAUCGAGGCCACUGCGGUGCAGGCGGUACGACGCUUUGGCAAGUUCCACCUGGCCCUGUCAGGCGGCUCGAGCCCCAUAGCCCUCUUCCAGCAGCUGGCCACGGGGCAUUACAGCUUCCCCUGGGCCCACACACACCUCUGGCUGGUUGAUGAGCGCUGUGUCCCCCUCUCCGAUCCAGAGUCCAACUUCCAGGGCCUCCAGGCUCACCUGCUGCAGCACGUCAGGGUGCCUUACUACAACAUUCACCCCAUGCCCGUGCACCUGCGCCAGCGCCUUUGCGCUGAGGAGGACCAGGGCGCCCAGGCCUACGCCAGCGAAAUCUCCGCCCUGGUGGCCAGCAGCAGCUUUGACCUGGUUCUGCUGGGCAUGGGCACCGAUGGGCACACGGCUUCCCUGUUCCCGCAGUCACCCACUGGCCUGGAUGGCGACGAGCUGGUGGUGCUGACGGAGAGCCCCUUGAGGCCACACCAGCGCAUGAGCCUCAGCCUGCCCCUCAUCAACCGAGCCAAGAAAGUAGCUGUCCUGGUCAUGGGGAGGACAAAACGGGAGAUCACCAUGUUGGUCAGCCGUGUGGGCCAUGAGCCCAAGAAGUGGCCCAUCUCAGGGGUGCUGCCUCUCUCUGGGCAGCUGGUUUGGUACAUGGAUUAUGAGGCCUUUCUGGGAUGACAGGAGCAUCCUGAGCUUAGUCACCCUCAGGCUUUCUGUCACCUACCCAGUUGUGCCCCAGCUGUCUGGAGCCUUGUGCCAGAGUCCAGAGAAGGGAGGACAAAACUCUGUCUCAGCUUCAUGGUUCUGUGUAAUUACAGUGCCUAAGCAUGGAAACAGAACUCAGACCUCUGCUCUGAAAAUGCCUCAAAGCCCAGACAGGAGAGGAACUAAGGCCCCUCACAGUCACACACCAGUGUCUACAACACAAAAUAAGACAGGAGGAACGCUCCAUGCUAAAGAACCAAAGUGGUGUGCAAGACUGCUCGGUGAUCUUUGAACUGGCUUCUGUGGGAAGAGGGUGAAGAGUUAGUUGGUUAAAGAGAAGGCUGCAGAGACUGCUGGGGAUUGUAGUGCCCUCGGUGCCAGGCAGGAAGAGCAGAAACGGUGCUGAGACUGCACUGGGCGGCCUGCCUGCUCUGGCAUCCCUUCAUCCCUCUGUACCUGCUCUGGGUUGGACAUCUGCUGUCCUCUGCAUUCCCCGUUACCCCUUAGCCUCUCCCUCUAUACAGACACAGACACUGCCAUGUCAAAAAGAUUCCCCCAAAUCUAAAGACCAGGGCUCCCUUUUUUCCCACUGAGAACUGUUCUGGUGUCGCUGGGCCACUGGCUCUGCUCCUGGGUGACUGCAGCUCACAGCCUCUUUCUAGGCCUCUGUGGCCAGUUCCCAGCACCAGGGCGGACUGCAGCUCGCUCUCCUCACACUACCUCUUGGAGCUUCAAGCCUCGUGGCUGAUUUCCUCUGCCAGUGUCUCCAACCUCAUGCCACCAACCGAGUACCACUGGGAACACUAUAGGCAGCUCCUAACUUCAGCCUCCUCCAGGGCCUCAGAAUUUAAAUUUUUAUUUUAAAAGAAAGCCAACAGCAGAAAGCAAGCUUUUCAGGGCAUACGGUUUUCGUUUUGGCUUCCUGUUAAGUCAUAUGAACAAGGAAGGGUGCAGAAGGGUUAGGAUGGCCCCUGCCUCGUGGUCACAUUCUUUGUCAGUAACACAGUCUCGAUGGCUUUCAGAAUUUUCCCAGAGAGGGCCUUUUAUCUGGUGAGGAGCAUCAGAAAAUCUUUCUCUGCUUUCCAUUGAUUGUACUUUCUCCCAGGCAGUUCAUGAGAAAGAAUUCUUGCUUUCAGUAGAGAUGUGUGCACAGAGGGUAGCCUGAGCUGGAGUUCUGCAUGAAAAGCACUCUUGUUGAAAUUCUGCUUACUCUGGCCUCCAGCGACCCCGACUGACAGAACACCUCUAUUCCAAGAGAGCUACACUGGGCAUGAUGAAAGCCCUGGGGUCCUUCCCUGGCCAGCUUUGCUCAAGGUCGGUGGCAGGUAGUUGCCGGUGAAGUUCCAGCUUUGGCCAUGUGGGGGAGCCCACAUGCCACCACUCACAUUCCACACUGGAGGCAGGCUUAGUGCCAAACUUUGUGUCUCAUGCUGUCUGCCUCUCUGGCUUCUUAGCCCCAGUGCCUUCUCAUCUGUUCUUGAAGGACUCAGCCCUCAGCAGUUGCAACAUCGGAGAUGAAGGGGCCUUGCAUGCCUUAGGGGAGAGGGUGAACAGGCUUUGUGUCAGGGUUGUGAAUAAGAGUGCCCAGUGUGAGCUUAGAAUGUUCUGUUCUUACCCAGAAGAGUGACUCGCCUCUAUCUGUGGGGCGUGUGCACAGGGGAGGCCAGUGUGGGGAAAUACUGAAGAUUUCCUUUCCGGAAGCAGGCACUAAUAAAAGACAAAGGAAAGGUUGGCGGGAGACAUUGUCUUUCUGCAUGCACACGUGUGCCCUUUUUCCUUCUGCCCCCGGGGUUGCUCAUGUUCAGGACCACCAAGGCUGCUGCUGCUCAGACCUCCUGGACCAUCAUCCACGGCCAGCAGUGUGCUCUACCACACCAGCCAGUCACAUACGUGUAUAAAUGUGUCUUGAGUCUCAGGGAAGGAGUUCUCAGCCUUAAGACCUGGGAUACCCUGUUUUUUAUUUUUCAUUUUAAAAAAAAAUGUUGCUUGCAAACCACAUACGUUGAGUUGAUAACAGUGUGAAGAACCCAGCCUUUGCCAGCUUCCUGCCUGUCAGGAAGUGGAGGUCUGAGGUUGGGAGGAGAAGGGCUCAUGGCCAGGUCCCUGGGGAGAGGGGGACGUAUGGCUACUUUGUAUCUGGGACACAGCCUUUCCUCUCUGAAGUCCACUUCCACUUCAGGCUGCCCAGGGAAGUGAGGCCCCUGCAGCCGUGCUCAGCUCUGGGCUCGCAGGCUUUCAUCCUGGGCUGGCCCACGCCCCGGCUGGGAUCCCGCUAACCGCAUCCUCUUCACUCUCCCUUGGAGAGAGGGACAAGAGUGAUGAAACUGGAAGCAGAAGCCUGCACUGGCUUUGGUGGCUCUUGCGUGUCCCUGUGUCCUGACAGGCACGUGCUAAACACCAUGCAUAGGAUCACCUUGUCCUGUUUGACAGCCCAGCAUGCUGCAUGCUGGGACCUCAGUAACUGAUGAUAUGAAGCUGGAAAGAUGUCCAGGGGCAGCCAGGAACUGCCUGUUACAUUCUAGAGCCUAUUCCCAGCAGCCUGUGGGGCCUGUUCUUUUUCAGGGGACCCAGGAGGGCCUCACAUGGCAGAUGCAGGUUCCCUGGCUGGCCCACAGUUCCACCAUGGGAAGGACGUAGAGGUGUGUGAAAGGCAGGAGUCCUCCUCGGGGUGGCAUGCUGCUCAGCAUCUCCAGGCUUGUGAGGGCUUCUGGAGGCCGCAGGCUAGGUUUUGAUCUCCAGUCCUUGGCAAAUGUUCCUGCUAAUUGCACCUUAAAUGUUCCCAUCUUGUUACCUUCUUGCGUUUAUGAUUUUUUAAUUUAUGUGCACGUUUUGCCUGCACGUGUGUCUGUUGAGGGUAUCAGAUCUUCUGGAACUGAGUCACAGUUGUGAGCCACCUUGUGGGUGCUGGGAAUUGAACCCAGGUUCUCUGGAAGAGCAGCCAGUGCUCUUAACUGCUGAGGCAUCUCCCUAGCCCCAAAUUACUGCUUAUUAUUGUUCUAUAGUCACUACUCUUUUCUCACUUUUGGUCCCAAAAUUAUCAGUGGACUCGGAGCUUCCUGCCGCUUGGACUGGUUUCUGAGACCUUUUCCCUCAGGGAGAGGCUUGCUCUUCCCAGGUCUCUUGUUGCUUAGUUUCCCUCUUUCCUCAAUUCUGACCGAGAGCCAGGGCUGUGCGGUGGAAAAGGGAAUGAAGAAACUUCAGAAAAUCUUAGUGGGACUGCUUCUUGGAAUUUAGUUUUCAGAAACUUUUUUUUUUUGUCUUUUGCUCUCCUACAAAGUGUGUGGCCCUACAGAGGGGCUCUGCUGGGGAGCCCAGCUGUAUUUUUAUCUUCAGCAGCUGUGGCUCCUACAGGCCUUUUUCCACUGGUAGAAACAGCACCAGGCAGCAUUCCAGCAUGAGGGAACCAGUCACAGGUGGUAGGAAAGGAGGGCCGAGUUGGUUGGCCGAAGUGGUUACCACCUGCCUGCUCUGAGAAUGACUCUCCAGAGGAACCCGGAUGGGGCUGCUGCUUUCCACUCUCUUCUUCCUGAACCCAGCUCUCCGGCAGCAGCUCUGCACCAGUGUCUCGGGCCUCAAGGUUGUGCUGUGGCCCAGGAACCUUGGCACUUAAAGAUGUGCUCGUGGCUUGGUUUGGUAGCCCUUAUCCAUGGGGGGAAAGAUUGCGCUUGGAAGUUAGUCAGAACCCAGCCUGAAAUAGUUAAUCGGGGUGCCUCGUGUUGUGUCUGGGCCCAUUUUAAUUGCAGUCAUUGGGGAUGCCCAGCAGAAGAUGAGAUCGGUUCGCUGCUGACUGGGCUCUGCCUAGGCUUAACCCUGAGCCCAUCCGAAGCUGGCCCGAGCUUGGCAGCACAGUCUGCCGGUGCAGAAGAUUCAAUUGGUUGCAUGCUUGUCCUUUGCUUCUCAUGCUGCAUCCCCUGGGGGUGGGAGAGGCUUUUCUGCCUCCUGCCCUUUCUACGCUGGAGCAGAACUGGCCUCUGGGUAGUGAUUCCUUGCAAGGAUGUGGCCCCUGAGAAGGAGAGCAGGAACCAAACCGUAAUGUAUUCCUGGAAGAUGCACGAGGCAGAUGUCUUCCAGGAACACCAAACCCUGCCGUCGGCGAGCUCCUCACACCCACUGCAGGCUCCUCACAGCUAGAGGUGGGUGAGAGGCGCCCGAUGAUCUUUCAGCUCCUAGCUGAGCAAGGUGUCAGUCCACCACUGCCACCAGCACGCGGUUUUCUGGCAAGGGCUCUGAGGAUGCCUUGCUGGGUCUAGAAGCCACGGGGAUGGGGAUGGCUUGGAAGGUUUCUUCCCAGUCAGUCAACACUGGGAGCUUAUUUGCAGGUCUCAGGGGAUGUGCAUGUCUGUGUGUGAGCAUAAAAAGGAUCUCAGGUUAAUGACACUGUGUUUGUUCUUUGACCUCCAGGUCUGAGCUUUGUUAAAGCCCUGUGUUGCUUCAACGGCAGGUGUUUUAAAGGAA
Messenger RNA from Meriones unguiculatus (Mongolian gerbil), 7763 nucleotides. RefSeq names its product hexose-6-phosphate dehydrogenase/glucose 1-dehydrogenase (gene H6pd). The record is from RefSeq and is a predicted model, not a curated record. Gene Ontology annotation, cellular component: endoplasmic reticulum. The coding region runs from base 819 to 3281 and encodes 820 amino acids. Gene Ontology annotation, biological process: pentose-phosphate shunt; pentose-phosphate shunt, oxidative branch; glucose metabolic process. NCBI's taxonomy places the organism in Eukaryota, Metazoa, Chordata, Mammalia, Rodentia, Muridae. Gene Ontology annotation, molecular function: glucose-6-phosphate dehydrogenase activity; 6-phosphogluconolactonase activity; NADP binding. The transcript is spliced from 6 exons.